Molecule: messenger RNA, 903 nt
Organism: Pseudozyma hubeiensis SY62
Lineage: Eukaryota; Fungi; Basidiomycota; Ustilaginomycetes; Ustilaginales; Ustilaginaceae
Exons: 1
Coding region: 1-903 (300 amino acids)
Source: RefSeq, a predicted model, not a curated record
AUGAAGACCAGUCGCAAAUCCCGCUCUUCCUUCGCCUGGCUGCUGCUCCUUGUUUUGAUCGUUGCUGCUAGUGUCUCUGCCGCUGGAGCUCCUCCUGCAUCAAGCCCUCAAGGCGGCACACCUGAGCUGAAAGAAUCCCCGACCGAGUCCACCUCUCCCACUGGUCAGACCGGCAACAACGAGGGCUCGAUCUCCGCUCCUGCCAGUGGAAAUGACGUUCAGUCAAUCAUCGCCAGCUCGCAGCACACGAUGGGUACAUCUGACGACUCUACCGACAGUCAAGAUGACGACAAGGCUUCGACUAGCGGUCCUCAAAAUGGUCAUCAACCUGGCGGACAUCACGGUCAGUGCGUCUCCGGUUGCGCCACGCGCUCCAUCACCGGGGUUGGAUGCGGAAACGACUUCAGCAAGCCCGACUGCUUCUGCAAGAGCGAAAACUUUAUCGACCAGACCUUCGCCUGCAUCAACGCUACCUGUCCUCAACAGUUUCACGGUGCUGCCGGUGUCAUCACCAGCAUCUGCGGCGGAGUCGGUGUGCCCAAGCUGAACAUUCCAGGCUACAAAUCUUCGGGCAAUUUGGAGAACAUGCCGACGAUCACUGAUGAUCCGAAGAACAACGGUACGAACGCCACUUCGACUCAGGACGGCGCCAAGGCUCCAACGCCGGCUGAAGGUGGUCAGAACGGCUCUGGCGGAGGAGCAGCUGGGGUCACAUCCACUUUCAGCAUGCCGGUUGGUGUGCAGACACCCGUCGCAUCGGGUCCGAGCAAGAAUGGCAGCGGCACUGCCACCGUCCAGGGUAGCUCUGUUGCGGCUGGUGUCAGGAGCGAAAUGAUCGGUGUCGCGGUUGCUCUUGGUGUUGCUGCUAUGACCACCUGCAUCGGAGUCUGGUCCCUCUUCUAG